Molecule: messenger RNA, 1461 nt
Organism: Musa acuminata AAA Group (dessert banana)
Lineage: Eukaryota; Viridiplantae; Streptophyta; Magnoliopsida; Zingiberales; Musaceae
Product: EP1-like glycoprotein 2
Exons: 1
Coding region: 60-1364 (434 amino acids)
Source: RefSeq, a predicted model, not a curated record
AUAUGCUCACAUAUCACCAAUAGGCGGACAGAGCCUUCUCUUCCACUCUCACAGAUCUCAUGGCUGUUCCAUUUAUACCUCCUUCCUUUUCCUCUGUGUCUCUGUGUCUCUGUCUUCUUCUUCUUCUUGCUUCUGCUACCAGACAAACUCGAGGCCAAAAGGUGGAAACCUUCACUUAUGUCAACGAAGGCGAGUUCGGACCUUACAUCACUGAGUACGACGCCAGCUAUCGCGUGCUUCCCAUCGCCAGCUCCCCCUUCCAGUUCGCCUUCUACAACACCACCCCCGACGCCUUCUACCUCGCCCUCCGCAUGGGCACCGUGCGCUCCGAGUCCAUCCUCCGAUGGGUCUGGGAAGCCAACCGCGGCCGCCCGGUCCGCGAGAACGCCACCUUCUCGCUUCUCCCCAGCGGCAAUCUCGUCCUCGCCGAGGCCGACGGCCGGGUCGUCUGGACCACUAACACCACCAACAAAGGCGUCGUCGGGCUUAAGGUCCUCCCCAACGGCAACGUGGUCCUUUACGACGCCAAGGGCCGCUUCGUGUGGCAAAGCUUCGACUACCCCACCGACACGCUCCUGGUCGGCCAGUCGCUCCGCCUCCGUGGCCCCAACAAGCUCGUAAGCCGGAAGUCGGCCGUCGACGGCUCCUUCGGCAUCUACAGCCUUGUGUUCGGGCCCGGAGGGAUCACAAUGUACAUCAACAGCGUCGCCUCCAAACCGCUUGCUUACUAUAACUACUCCGACGGCUUACUUAGCUUCUCCGGUCCCGGGGAUUCCGUGACGUUCGUCUGCGAGCCGGAAACAGAGGACAAUUUCGCCUGGGAGUGCAAGCUAAUCAUAAACUUGUCGAGGCCUAAGUACAACGCUACCUUAUCGUUCCUGAGGUUGGACAUCGACGGCAAUUUAGCCGUCUACACGUACUACGACCCGGUGGACUACCGGGCAUGGGAGAAGACAUUCGCCUUCUUCUCCGACGAAAAGGGGUGGCUGAACGGCUGCGGGCUGACGAGCAAGUGCGGCGCCUUCGGGGUGUGCGAGGACGAGAUGUGCGUCGCGUGCCCGUCCAAGGACGGGCUACUGGGGUGGAGCACGAGCUGCGCGACUCCGAGCCUGGCGGCAUGCAAGGAAGGGGUGACGCCCAAGUACUAUAAGGUGGAAGGGGUGGAGAACUUCUUGAGCACGUACAGCGACGGCGAGGGGGCGCAGAAGCUGGAGGAAUGCAAGAGGAGAUGUAGCAUGGACUGCAAGUGCCAAGGGUUCUUGUACUGGGAGAAGGACUACAGGUGCUGGCUCGCGCCGCUGCUGGGGACGCUGAGCAAGGUCUCGAACUCAUCCCAUGUGGCCUAUGUCAAGUACUUGAAGUAGAUGGAGAACGCGUCCUGUGUCUGGGUUUGCCGAUGCGGUCUUUAUCUGCAUCAAUCAAUAAUUACGUGGUCAAUCAAUACUUGCCGUACAGAUCUAA